Humulus lupulus (European hop) is the source of this 495-nucleotide messenger RNA. Its product is annotated as probable disease resistance protein At4g19060. Lineage: Eukaryota; Viridiplantae; Streptophyta; Magnoliopsida; Rosales; Cannabaceae. The coding region runs from base 1 to 495 and encodes 164 amino acids. The record is from RefSeq and is a predicted model, not a curated record. The transcript has a single exon. Gene Ontology annotation, molecular function: ADP binding.
AUGGCCUUGGAAAAGAUUUUCGAGCAACAUGAAAACGAGAACGACAAUCAAUUAAAGGUCGUCGGUAUCGUCGGGACACGUGGCGUCGGCAAAACAAAAAUUUGCGAAGAGUAUUUCAAUCUUUUGGGAAAGCCAGAGAAGAACGGCGAAAAGUUAUUCAUUCCGAGGAUUUGGGUCUCCACGUCGAUUAUCAAAAACGACAAAAACCGUAAGAAAAGGACAGUGAAGGAGGAGGAAAUUAAUUUGUCAGUAAUAGUGGAGGAAAUGUUGGAGAGUCUUGGAGUUGAUACAGACGACAUCGUACCAAAUGAUUCUAGCAGAUAUGAUCUUGAAGUGCUUCUCUAUCUUCUUCGCCUCCAACUAAUAGGAAAGAUGUAUCUAAUUCUUCUUGACGAUCUAACCCUAAUUGUUGACGACGCUCUUAAACUUGCAUCUAAUUUGCCGAAAGGUUACAAAGGAACGAUUAUGGUGACGAGUAGGGAAGAGAAGGAGUGA